This is a messenger RNA of Cicer arietinum (chickpea), 623 nucleotides long. Its product is annotated as thioredoxin H2. NCBI's taxonomy places the organism in Eukaryota, Viridiplantae, Streptophyta, Magnoliopsida, Fabales, Fabaceae. The record is from RefSeq and is a predicted model, not a curated record.
GAAAUAAUAGAAAUAUCUUAGAAACUGCAUAUAAUAAGGCGUAGUAAGCAAGCAAAGCAACUUCAAUGGGUUCAUUUCUCUCUUCCUUCAUCGGCGGUUCCUCCGAAGGUUCAUCCGCCGCUUCCGAUUCGCCGGAUAAUAAUCGCGUCAAAACCUGCCACUCAUCCGAACUCUUGCACCAUUACAUCAACGAAACUUCUCGCCUCGUUGUGAUUGAUUUCUCUGCGUCCUGGUGUGGACCUUGUAAAAUUAUGGAGCCGAUUAUUCGUGCUAUGGCUAACGAGAUCACUGACGUUGAUUUCGUCAAGAUCGAUGUUGACGAAUUAUCUGAUGUGGCGCAGAAAUUUGAGGUGCAGGCUAUGCCAACAUUUGUUUUGUGGAAGGAAAGGAAAGAGAUUGAUAGGCUUGUUGGGGCCAGGAAGGAUGAACUUAAAACCAUGAUUCAAAAGCAUAUAGCUUAGUUAUGUAUUUAUCUGUAUUUUCUUUAAAAUAUGAUAUAAAACUGAUAAUAAUCUUAUCGUGAUGAUGAUGUUGUAAAAUUUGAACUUAUUGGGUUGAUUCACUGAGAUAAUGUAUAUUUUAUUGUUUAGCAAAAUAAAUGGUAUUUGGUAGUUUGUCUUGCA